Messenger RNA from Leptonychotes weddellii (Weddell seal), 2504 nucleotides. The record is from RefSeq and is a predicted model, not a curated record. NCBI's taxonomy places the organism in Eukaryota, Metazoa, Chordata, Mammalia, Carnivora, Phocidae.
AUGUUUUUGAAGGUGGGCAGAGGAAAAAAAGUCCCCCCAGUGAGGGUCUAUGGGUCUGAUUGUGUAGUUCUGAUGGAGCCCCCCUUGAGCAAGAGGAACCCGCCAGCGCUGAGAUUAGCGGAUCUGGCAACGGCUCAGGCCAGGCCGCUUCAGAAUAUGACAGGCUUCCCGGCGCUGGCCAGCCCGCCCUCCCACUCCCAACUCCGCGCCACAGCCACGCACCUCCGCCCUCGGGACCUGAGCGCUGACCCCGGCGUGGCCAUCACUCCGCUCGGACCGGAGCACAUGUCUCAAGCGAGCGCGGUCGGCCUCAGCCCUCCCUCCCAGGCGCUCCCGGCACAGCCCGAGGCGCCGGCGGCCGCCGCCCGCGCUGCAGCCUCGGUCGCGCACCCCGGCGCCUGCACCUACCCCGGUGGCGGGGGCAGCAGCCGCGCGCAGCCCUCCGCGCCCCCGCCCCCAGCCCCUCCUCUUCCUCCCUCCCCUUCACCUCCUCCUCCUCCCCCUCCCCCUCCUCCUGCCCUCUCGGGCUACACCACCACCGACAGUGGCGGCGGCGGCAGCAGCGGCAAAGGCCACAGCAGGGACUUCGUCCUCCGGAGGGACCUUUCCGCCACGGCCCCCGCGGCGGCCAUGCACGGGGUCCCGCUUGGAGGGGAGCAGCGGUCUGGCACGGGCUCCCCCCAGCACUCGGCCCCGCCUCCCCACUCGGCCGGCAUGUUCAUCUCGGCCAGCGGCACCUACGCGGGCCCGGACGGCAGCGGCGGCGGGGGCCCGGCGCUCUUCCCUGCGCUGCACGACGCUCCGGGAGCCCCCGGCGGCCACCCGCACCCGCUCAACGGCCAGAUGCGCCUGGGGCUGGCGGCGGCACCGCCGCCGCCGCCACCGCCCCCGGCCGGCGGCGCCAAGCCCUGCUCCAAAACUUUCGGCACCAUGCACGAGCUGGUGAACCACGUCACGGUGGAGCACGUGGGCGGCCCCGAGCAGAGCAACCACGUCUGCUUCUGGGAGGACUGUCCGCGCGAGGGCAAGCCCUUCAAGGCCAAAUACAAGCUCAUCAACCACAUCCGCGUGCACACGGGCGAGAAGCCCUUUCCCUGCCCGUUCCCGGGCUGCGGCAAGGUCUUCGCGCGCUCCGAGAACCUCAAGAUCCACAAGCGCACUCAUACAGGGGAAAAGCCUUUCAAAUGUGAAUUUGAUGGCUGUGACAGGAAAUUUGCCAAUAGCAGCGAUCGGAAGAAACAUUCCCACGUCCACACCAGCGACAAGCCCUACUACUGCAAGAUCCGAGGCUGUGACAAGUCCUACACUCACCCCAGCUCUCUGAGGAAGCACAUGAAGAUUCACUGCAAGUCCCCACCACCUUCUCCAGGAGCCCUUGGUUACUCAUCAGUGGGGACUCCAGUGGGUGCCCCCUUGUCCCCUGUGCUGGACCCAACCAGGAGUCGCUCUAGCACUCUGUCCCCUCAGGUGACCAACCUCAAUGAGUGGUAUGUUUGCCAGGCCAGUGGAGCACCCAGCCACCUUCACACACCUUCCAGCAAUGGAAGUACUUCGGAGUCUGAAGAUGAGGAGAUGUAUGGGCACUCGGAAGUUGCGCGGACGAUACAUUAGAAUUUUCUUGUAAUAAUAAUAAUAAGUCAUAAGUGGGAGUCCUUGGACCAUAUCCUAACCUGAGACAAUACCGAGCCUGAGACAAACCCUUGACUCAGACUUGCCACCGGGUCUAAUUAGCCCUAUUUAUUCAGUAUGAAACCCUAUGGUGUUUGUACAUUUAAUUAAUUUAAUUAAGAUAUUUGGGCUUUUUUUCCUUCCUUCUUCUUAGAAAACAAACAAAAAAAACCAACCAAGCUGGACUUGUGCGUUGCAGGGGGGACAGGGCUAGGAGCAAAAUGUACCAAGGGUUAAUGGAGAUACACACUGCCAAUGCAAUAUACGUGUACUUUGAAAGGAGCGAGAAAAAGCAUGAAGUCAGAACUCCACAGAACAACAAGGCCCUCUGCAUUUCCUGCCGUGCCUCGAGAAUGCCUUUAACACCAUACCAUGGGCUUCUUUGGAGCCUCUUCACCUCCUCCUUGGGCCCUAAUUCUAAAAAGGCCUCUUGAUUGUAAACCACACACUUGCUGCAUUGCCAACAGAUCUUAGACUGUACCUGUGUCCAAAAUCUUUGUAAAAACCCUUUAAGUCCUGAUAGUUGUAAUUUUAAAUUUCCACUCUUUUAUUACUGAUCUCAUCUUAACACACUAUUUUUAUACAGGAUUGUUUCCUCAGUACCCCGCUUGUAUGAUUUAAAGAAAAAAAGAUGCAGCAAACUUAGUACGUCUCCAUUUAUUGUGCCACUGUGAUUGUUCCAGCAAAAAAGUGGAGAGAGGAGAAAGCUGCUGCAGUAGGCAACUGUGAAACUGUGAUAUUUUGUGAAAUAGAAGAAAUUCAAGUGCUUUCUUUUUUCUCUCUCUCUUUUUUUUUAAUCUGAAAUCUCAGAUGCCGCCUCUUGACUGGGUCCAAAC